AGAUCAUAGUGACAGUGGUUUUAUGACAUGCAGCUUCCUUGUUUAAGUCUAGAUGUAUUUCACGAGCUGCGUGCAGUCAUCCACAUUUCAUUGAUACCUGUUUCAGGCCCUUAGAAGGAUUUUUGUGAUCUGCAAUGUGCAGCUGGUGUUCUGUGUUGCUAUUCUAAGUCAUCUCACAGAAGGAUAUCCUCACACAUGUUCUGAAACAUCAGAACGAAGCAAAAUCGUUGGAGUUGGAGCACAUCAUGGAAGGUUAUAAGUCCAUAAGUUCCAUGAAGAAAUGGCUCCUCCUCUGCAUUCUCUGUAUUUUAUUGCCAUGUCUUCAUUAUGGUUGGCCAAGACAUUACCAAUUCUUCGCUUCCAGUCAGUGGCAUAAAAAUGGAGACAUGCUCAUCCUGCUGUGGCACUGGCCUUUUGGACAAUCGUACGGUCUGGGAGGUGAUGUAUGCUGGGAUCUUUACCGCAUCCCUCACUGUAAACUGGUGGACCAGCGCUCCCUCUUCCCCUCAGCUGAUGUUGUAGUGUUCCACAACAGAGAACUGAUACAGGGCAGCCAGAAGCUGCCCACUGAAUUCCCACGGCCGCGGGGCCAGAGGUGGGCCUGGAUGUCCCUGGAGUCACCAAAUCACAAUGGGAACUUGCAGCAGUUUGCAAAUAUCUUCAAUAUGACCAUGUCUUACAGGAGGGAUGCGGACAUCACAAUACCAUAUGGGGAGCUGCUGCCUAUGGAGUCUGAAGGAAGUCUGGUAGAAGACAACUCUGUGAAUAAGAGCUCCCUGGUCUGUUGGGUGGUUAGCAACUACCAGAGCCACCACAAAAGAAGCCGAGUGUUCAAAGAGCUCAGUGCUGUAGUUCCUGUGCAGGUUUAUGGGAACUGGAAACAGAAACCUCUCUCUUCUAAAGACCUCCUACCAACAAUCUCUCGCUGCUAUUUUUAUUUGGCUUUUGAGAACUCUGAGGCCAAAGAUUAUAUCACUGAGAAACUUUGGAAAAAUGCCUACCAAGGCGGGGCCGUGCCUGUUGUCCUGGGACCACCAAUGAGUCAUUACAAAGAUGUGGCUCCACCAAACUCCUUCAUCCAUAUUGAUGAAUUUAAAUCGGUUAAAGAAAUGGGGCAGUACCUGCAACAGGUUGCAGGAGACAAGAAACGAUAUGCUGAAUAUUUUAAAUGGAAACAACAUUGGAUGGUCAGACUGCAAACAGACUGGAGGGAAAGACUGUGUAAGAUCUGCUCUCAGGAAAACAGUUGUUCACCACAAUAUAAGGUUUACUCAGAUUUAGAGGCCUGGGACAAAGCUUUUAUUUAAGCAUUUGGCAUUGCAGCCAGUGGCGCCAGCAGGGGGUGGCCAAGGCCCCCCGUAUAAAUAUGCUGGCCACCCCACUCAUAGAUAUAUAUAAAGGCUAGAUGACUCGUCCGCGCUGCUGCCAAUGCAGAGCGACGUCGUCACACGGCGGCCAUCUUGCCACAGGAGAGACGCUCACUCAUAACAUUGUGUUCAAUGGAGCAUGUACUGCAAAACAACCUUAACUUGCUCAAUUC
Molecule: messenger RNA, 1540 nt
Organism: Cololabis saira (Pacific saury)
Lineage: Eukaryota; Metazoa; Chordata; Actinopteri; Beloniformes; Belonidae
Product: alpha-(1,3)-fucosyltransferase 7-like
Exons: 3
Coding region: 246-1307 (353 amino acids)
Cellular component (GO): membrane
Molecular function (GO): alpha-(1->3)-fucosyltransferase activity
Source: RefSeq, a predicted model, not a curated record